GGAAGACAUCCUGCUCAAUGGAAGGGGGGAUAUCAGAUAACAUCUGGCAACCAGUCAGAUGAUAAUUGCACCUUGAGCUUAGUAGCGCCGGUCAUGAAACGCGUCUUACAAGUUCCGGCAGGGGCACACGUGUAACCCCUGCAUGUAUUUCGGGGACACCGCCCACAAAAAGGACAUGUCUGCUGGUAGGUAAACACUGCCUGACCGAAGCCGCUCAAAUGAGCGACAGAGCCGAGAUGAGAGGGCCCACAGCCCGCCAAAGACGGACUACUAUUUCAUCCAACGGGGGUAAGUACCACAAUGGUGGUGGAGAUAAACCUCCUCCAUGCCCCGGUAAAAAGAAGACGGAAGAGGCGUCCAGGCAUGUUGACAACAACGGGAAGGCAGACAAGGAGAAAGUUCAGCAGCCCUCAGACAACCAAAGGAAACCAACAACGAGUAAUUUGGACGAAAUCAGUGAGGGACUCAGCUGCCAUGUCCUACAGGAGUCACUUCUGAGCUCAGCCAGCGGCUACAGUAACUACAGAGGAAUCCUCAACUGGUGUGUUGUCAUGCUGGUGCUGAGUAAUGCUCGUCUCUUCCUGGAGAACAUUAUAAAGUACGGCAUCCUGGUAGACCCAAUCCAGGUGGUGUCUCUUUUCCUGAAGAACCCUUACAGCUGGCCUGCUGCUUGCCUCAUCAUUGUGUCCAAUGUGUUCAUAUUAGCUGCAUUGUACAUUGAGCGACGUCUAGCUGUGGGAACUGUGUCCGAAACUACCGGCUUGAUUCUUCACAUAUUUAACUUGGCCUCCAUGUUGGUUUUCCCCUCUGCAAUAGUCCUCACAGUGAAUUCCAUUACACCAGUGGGUGGCAUCCUCUCCUUGGGAGUCUACACAGUGCUGUUCCUCAAGCUGUACUCCUACCAAGACACCAACAGGUGGUGCCGUGAGAUCAGACAAGCCAAAGCCAAGAAGUUGACUCGCUCCUACUCCUGUCCUUCUGUGGCCCAGUCCAAUGGAUUAGCAGUGCACACAAACGUCUCCUACCCUGGCAACCUCACCCACAGAGACAUGUACUACUUUGUGUUUGCCCCAACGCUCUGCUACCAGCUCAACUUCCCCAGGUCGCCGCGGAUACGCAAGAGGUUCCUCAUCAGGCGGCUCUUUGAGAUGCUCUUCUUCAUGCAGCUCCUAGUGGGAUUAAUCCAGCAGUGGAUGGUUCCGACCAUACAAAACUCCAUGAAGCCAUUCCAGGAAAUGGAUUUUUCUAGAAUGGUGGAACGUCUGCUCAAGCUAGCUGUGCCCAACCAUCUGAUCUGGUUAAUAUUCUUCUACUGGUUCUUCCACUCGUCCAUGAACUUUGUGGCUGAGCUGCUGCAGUUUGGGGACAGAGAGUUCUACAGGGACUGGUGGAACUCUGAGACUGUCACUUACUUUUGGGCAAACUGGAACAUCCCGGUUCACAAGUGGUGCUUGAGACAUUUCUAUAAGCCCAUGUUAAGAAGGGGCGUCAACAAGCUUCUGGCUCAAACUGCCGUCUUCAUGGUGUCCGCCUUCUUUCACGAGUAUUUGGUGAGUGUCCCUCUGAAGAUGUUCCGACUGUGGGCCUUUAUGGGCAUGAUGGCUCAGGUUCCCCUCGCUUGGUUCGUGGGUCGCUUCCUGAACGGCAUCUACGGCAACGCGGCCGUGUGGAUGUCGCUAAUCAUCGGGCAGCCGGUUGCUGUGUUGAUGUACGUGCACGACUACUACAUCUUGCAUUACGGCAGAAGCACGUAGCCCAGCAGAGACGUUAAGUGUCAGACUUUAAAGGAUCUUUGCACGGAGCCUUACUGUGUCUGGAAGGCUGCUAAAUGGCCAAAGAUGAUAAAUAUGAGGACUGAUGGAGACGAUGUCUGAGAAGCAAAUGAGCUUUUUCCUACAUUCACAAAACAAUGCAACUAUGGUAUAUUAUGUGUAUUAAACGUUUUUGGUAUUAUUUUUCAUUACUACUGCAAUAAUGUGCCAAUCACAAUUAACUUAAUUGAAAUAUUUUGCACUUUAAAGAAAUGCAUGCUUUUCUCUCUCGAUUGCCAUCAAGUUGAGUUGUCCACGCUAAAUUGACACCAACUGACUUCUUUAAUAUCAAGAGUUUCAGGGAAUGUUAGUAUGAAAUAAAGCUUGGCAUAUUUCCAAAAAAAAGUGCCUGCUCAAAAAAUAGGCCAAAUACUUUUGGUUAAAACAUCUUUGAUGAGCAAAUUUGGAUGUUAUCAGUGCACUCAUGUAGCCAAACGUGACUGUAAAGUUUGUUUUGUGAACUCUAAAUCUGUUCUGGAAUCCAAGAAAUGUAGCUUGAACUGUAUUUUGAUGUGUGUAUUGAAUGUUUAAUGGAGAAAUACUGGUCAUGUCGAGAUGUGUUUGACACAUUUUAUGAAUAUUCCAACCUGGUUUUUUUGGGACUGAUAGCCCCACCCCACCCUCAAAAUGCCAGAUUAUUUCAUUUCAAACACUUUGAUACUCAAGACCAUCAUGGUGUCUUUCUUGGAAGUGAAAAGUUACAAUGGAAGUGUUUGUAUUUCCUUACCUGUUUGCCCUGUGGAGUGCAUUUACACUCAAGCCCGCCUCCUGGUUUAAUCACUGUUAGGCACUAAGUUCUGAUAAAUACCAGUCCUUUAUUUAGAUGUUUACAUUUUCAGUAACUGACAUUUGAAACCCUGGAGGAUUGAAAUUAAUUAACAAUUUAUAAACUCAAACUUUUGUAAUAAAGACUGAAAUAUGACCACAUUUCAUUCAAAUCUUUGGGCUUUUUGAACCCAACCCCUCCUGUGUCCCAAAAAACCCUGAGUUUGUAAACAAUUAAUUUGAGCGACACAACAAAAACAAUGUUUUUCCAUUUUUGUAUUUAAACAAAAAAAUGUAAACCAAAAAUGUAUAGCAAUAUCAAAAAUAGUGAUUAGAAUGUAUAAAUAUAUGUAUCAUUAUCACUUAUUUCGAUUGCCAUCACAGCCGCUAAUAAA
Messenger RNA from Nerophis lumbriciformis (worm pipefish), 2971 nucleotides. RefSeq names its product diacylglycerol O-acyltransferase 1a (gene dgat1a). Gene Ontology annotation, biological process: triglyceride biosynthetic process. The record is from RefSeq and is a predicted model, not a curated record. Lineage: Eukaryota; Metazoa; Chordata; Actinopteri; Syngnathiformes; Syngnathidae. Gene Ontology annotation, molecular function: diacylglycerol O-acyltransferase activity. Gene Ontology annotation, cellular component: endoplasmic reticulum membrane.